Closterium sp. NIES-65 is the source of this 708-nucleotide messenger RNA. The record is from the annotation of a GenBank genome assembly. NCBI's taxonomy places the organism in Eukaryota, Viridiplantae, Streptophyta, Zygnematophyceae, Desmidiales, Closteriaceae.
AUGCUCGCGGGGCUCACAGCGCGCUACUCGAGGGGAGCCGCGGCCGCGCGCUCCGCCGUCGCGCGAUGGUCUGCCGUCUCAGCAACGCUUCUCCCAACCGCACAUGCGCCACCUGCCUCACCCAUCCUCCCUCCUCCCGCACCCCCCUCCCUCUCCACACCCACCUCCACCACUCCCCACCCCUCCCCGCCUCUCUCCUCCUCCUCCUCCUCUCCCCACUCCUCCCUCUUCACUCAAACCAUCCCCUUCGCCAUCCACCCCCUCAUCCCCGCGCCUCUCCCCACCACCUCCUCCAUCACCCCCACCUCACCCGCCCUCCCCUUAACCCCCACGCGCACCUUCGUGCAGCUGCGCACCAACCUACAAGUCGCCGACAACUCGGGCGCGCGUCGCGUGCAGUGCAUCAAAGUCCUGCGCGGGCGCGCGCCCAACGCGGCAGGCCUGGGCGACGUGAUCAUCGCCUCAGUGAAAGACGCGGAGCCGCGGGGGAAGGUGCGCAAGGGGGAGGUAGUGACGUGCGUGGUGGUGCGCGCCGCCACGCACCACAAGCGCAAGGAUGGGACCGAGGUGCGGUUUGACGGCCCGGCGGCUGUGGUGAUCAGCAAGGCGGGGGAGCCGGUGGGGACGCGCGUGUUUGGGCCGGUGCCUCAUGAGCUGAGGGCGCGCAAGAUGCUGAAGCUGCUCACCCUUGCACAGCACGUCAUAUAA